Klebsormidium nitens is the source of this 2160-nucleotide messenger RNA. Lineage: Eukaryota; Viridiplantae; Streptophyta; Klebsormidiophyceae; Klebsormidiales; Klebsormidiaceae. The record is from the annotation of a GenBank genome assembly.
CUAGAUUCUAGGUCCUAGCUAAGGUUUGCCAGCAGAUGCGCAUGAAUGCUCAGGCGGUGAGGGUGCAGUGAGCUCUGCAGCCUGGAGUAUUCUCUUCUCGCCUGUCUUUGAAGAUACAAGAUGGCCCGCGGGGGAGCUGGCAAGCGGCCCCACUCUCCCGAGAGCGACGGGGAGGGGGCAGCUGGGCGCCCAAGCGCAGCGUCUGCUUUCCCUGAAGAAGGCGUGUUUCCCGUCAGCGACCCUGCAUUUCCGAAGAACCCCUUUAUUGAGAGCCUUGAGCUGGAUGAUGAGAGCGAUGACGGAGAGGACCUGGAUAAUUCAUUUGCAGCAAUCGCCCCCCAUGUCGAUAUCAUGUUCGACCCUCCCGCCAGGCGGCCAGCUAUCGGCGUCAAUCCCACUAAUCGAGGCAAUGCAUCACCGAUUACCGAGUCUGAGACUGAAUCGGUGGGCGGCCAGGCAAGCACCGCUUGGAGCGGCGUAAAGGGUCCGAUGCAAACAGAUUUCGUAAGCGGCGGAGUGGGAGGGUUCGACGGGGGCGGACUUGCGUCGGGCGGCUCCAGGGGUCCUGUGACGACAGUGAAUGAUAAAGGAGUGCUGGUGAUCAGGCAGAGCAGUGAUGCAGGCAAUGCUAGCGCCUCUCCUGCGGUAGGCGGUUUCCCGCAGCUCACAAAGGUGCGGACGAGGCGAGAAGAAGGCCAGCCCCUUGCACGUGGGGUAAGCGACGCCGCCCGGGGUAGCAACCAAUCAACGCCUGCUGUUGGGGCCGAGGGCAUCUCCCCCACAAGCAUGCAGUUUGCACCCGAGGCAGCAGACAAGUACAGAACGCCAAGGGAGGUACCCGAGGCUGUCUUCUCGCCAGUCGCGUCUGAGCUGCGGGAGGCUCAGGAAGACCGAAUUACCGAGACCCCACACAGUUUGCUGUCUCCCGAAGGCCAGAGACUCGCGGCUGCAUGGAGCGCUCAGGCGAUCAGGGAAGGGGGGGCACAAGCGGCUGCGCCAUGGUCUAGCAUCUCCAAUAGUUCUCUGGUCAGCCGGCCAGUCCCUGAAGACGUCGGCACCGUUCUCUGCUACAUCGUUCGCGAGAAAGACUCCUUAUACCGCCUCUACACCCAGCAGGGCACGGGUCGGCCCGACCGGCUUCUCCUCAUUGCGCGAGAACACAAACGCGCGGGCAAAACCGACUUUACCAUCGCGUCCACAUUGGCCGGCAUAAAGAGCCGGGAACCGGAAGACGGGUUUGUGGGUACGGUUCAGGGGAACGUUAUGGGAACCCGGUUUGCGUUGACCGGGGCUGGGGUUAGAGAGGAUGAGACAGGGACGGUAGAAGAAAAGAGGCUGCUAGCGGUGACGAACUUCCAGGGGUCAGCGAAGAAGCUGAGUGGGGACUAUCGGCGGAUGACGGUUACGGUGCCGAAACCCGUGGUGGUUACUGCCAGCGACACAUCUGCGGAGGCUCCGGUGGGCUCCCUCGCCCUACCCGACACGUGGGAUGCGAAAGACGGCGUUGCCCAGACCGCCGUGCUGAACACCAAAGUCCCGUACGUGCGGCGCGUGAACGGCGUGACGCAGCAUUACCUCCCGUACCACGGGCGGUGCCGGCUGCCGUCCGUCAAAAACUUCCAGCUCGUGUACGAAGACGACCAGGAGCAUGUGGUGCUUAUGUUUGGCAAGGACAGCAAGCACACCUACUGCAUGGACUACAGUUGGCCGCUUUGCGCGCAUCAGGCGUUUGGGAUCAGCCUUGCCUCCAUCGCGACCAAGUUGUGCUACGCAAUCUGACCGGGACUGUUGCAUUGACUGAUGGCACGGUGUCUACAUGGAGCCGGGCACACACACUUGAAGACUGUUUACUGACCUUGUACUUCACUUCGUUUAAAAAGCCAUUUGUAAUACAGUGGCCACAAUGUCUCUCUGUAGGCAAAGAGAGCGAUGGGUAGCAAGGGGUUUACCAAAAAAUGUUUAUGAUUGAAGCUGUUGAAAGCUUCAAUUCAUACAGCCGUCGCGUCUCUUCAUGGACCGUCUCAGUGGUCUUGUCAAAGUAUAAUAGCAUGUCUGUAUUUCUGUCGCCGCAUGGGAACCUGGUUGAUUCUUCUGGUCUGUCACGAACUUUGGAGACUUGAUCGCAUUUGUCCGAUCAACGUAUGCAAAUUAUAUCCCCCA